UUUCGAAGAGGACACCCCCAAAUAUUGAGGACCCUUUUUUAAUUGGCUCAAAUAGAGGUGUGAACUAUCUUGUUGACACACAAUCUUUGUCUUGGCCAAGAUAUCGAUCAAUAAAGUGACCCGGUCCAGCUGAGCGAUUAUCAAGGCCUUAUAAAUCUAAAUCUAUACUUUAGAGAGGGCCGUACGUAGGGAGAGCCGUACGCAUAGCCAGGAGGAGGGAAGGCCGUACGCAUAGCCACAGGCUAAAUAGUGUUUGUGUCUUCACCCCACCAACUGACUGAAUUUUAUGAUCCUUAUCAAACUAAUGUUAAUUUAAAAUUUCCUCCAACGCACCACCUGAGAUACACUAUGCAUGAUACACAGCACCCAUAUAUAGGUGGCUGCUUGUGAUAAUCUUUUUCCCGACACAUGUUUGUGCGAGCUCGGCAUUUUCUCGCGCUUUUCGCCGACUUGCUCCUGUUCUAUUAUUUUUAGGCUUUGCAAAUAGUUGAAAAAGAAAUUGGAAUCAAAUUUUAAAGUUGUCUGGAGAAACUUCAAAUUCAGAGAAACUGUGCCACCUCGGUGUGUCGUCGAAAUAUCUGGUGUCACCAGACAUUAGCCCCAUGACCAAAAGGAUGGCAGGCACCGGUGAAAAUUUUUAUAUGCUGGAGUGUUCCUGGCCUCUGUCACUGGCAUGUCCAUCCUUGGUGGCUUCGGCAUGACACUGGCAAUGGCUAAGAAACAAGAUCCACAGAUGUUUACCAAGGGUUUCGCAGGAUCCCGAGAGAUCCCGGAGAGUGGUGUUAGUCUGGCAACUCGUGCCCUGGCAAGGGGCUCGUUGUACUCUGUGGCAGGUGUCGGCAUCUUCUGUUACGCUGUGUGGAAGCUGCUCGGUGUUCAUAGUAUGGUUGAGUUCCGACAGAAGGUGGGUACAAUACUCCCGACCAUACCCAAGAAAGACAACCCAGGGAGAGGAGAUUUCAUGACCAUAAGGGACUUGUUCAACUACAUCAUAGAGGAGGACGAGAAGGAGAAAAGAGAGAAAAAAGCCAAAGAAAUUUCUUAGCAUUAUGUGAAAUCUGUGACCGUGGACAGAUCUGCUAUUCACUCCCUCCAGAGAGGUCAUAAAGUGAGUCUGAGGCUCUGGAUCGUCCGAAAUUCAGACAUGUCAGAGGAAAUGAGUGCACCUCCGAUUGCUGGUUUCCCACCGUACACCAAUGGGGGAUUUUUCUCCUCUGUGUUGACAUGGAACUGACCAACAAGCCAUUCUUUAUUCAACAAAAUGAGAGAAAACACUAUUGUGUGGGCACGUUUAUUCCUCCGAUGUUAUGGAAACCUAUGGAUUGUGCUUCGGAUUCUAAAUGUCUUUUCAUGACGUUGUGAAUGGGUACAAUUUCCAGCCUGUGAUUUAGUCUUUUGAUGGUAUCUCAAGGUGUGGAGACACAGAAGAAGGGAUGAAAACGCAAUGUGGUUGGGACACUUGAAAAACCAUAAGUAAUUCUUAUGUGAAAUGGACAUAUUUAAGUUGGAUUAACGUGUGAGAGAAAGCAUGGAAGUAUGAAAAAAAA
Molecule: messenger RNA, 1547 nt
Organism: Aplysia californica (California sea hare)
Lineage: Eukaryota; Metazoa; Mollusca; Gastropoda; Aplysiida; Aplysiidae
Product: transmembrane protein 242
Exons: 4
Coding region: 674-1045 (123 amino acids)
Source: RefSeq, a predicted model, not a curated record